AUGAGUGUGUCUGAAGUUGAGAAAAAAGUUAGUGAUUUGUCUGUUAAAGCGGAACUGAAGGAGGGCACCGGUGAGGUUACGGCCGACAAAGCUGCCAUUUGCAAUGGUAAGGGCAAGGAAGAUAAGCCGCAGAAAAAGUCCAAGCAGCAAUCAUUGUACUUGGAUCCAUUGCCAGGGUUUAUCAAUGAAAGACUUACAAUGUUUGAUGAUUUGCAGAAGAAGUACAACGAGAAGGUAGCGUCGAUGCCACAUGUGCCAAUUAAGGUUGUAUUGAAGGACGGUUCUGUCAAAGAAGCAACAUCCUGGGAAACAACUCCAAUGGACAUCGCGAAAGACAUCUCGAAGUCUCUCUCUGAAAAAGUCUGUAUCUCGAAAGUGAACGGUCAAUUGUGGGAUUUAGAGAGACCUUUUGAAAGUGAAGAGGAAGGUCAAGAGAUCAAGUUAGAAUUGCUUGAUUUUGAGAGUCAAGAGGGUCAAAAGGUGUUUUGGCACUCUUCUGCGCAUGUUUUGGGUGAAGCUUGUGAAUGUAACAUGGGUGCCCAUAUCUGCCUAGGUCCACCUACCGAAGAUGGCUUCUUUUACGAAUUUGCCCUCAAAGAUAGCAUGGAUCCAAACGAUUCAAAUGAAAGAACUAUAUCUCAGAGUGACUUUCCAAACCUAGAAGGUGUCGCGAAGAAUGUCAUAAAGCAGAAACAGAAAUUUGAAAGAUUGGUUGUGUCAAAAGAAGACUUAUUGAAGAUGUUCUAUUAUUCAAAAUAUAAGAAAUAUUUGAUCAACACAAAGAUCCCAGAUGGUGGAUCUACCACUGUUUACCGUUGUGGCUCUUUGAUCGAUUUGUGUACUGGUCCACACAUUCCACAUACUGGUCGUAUCAAAUCCUUCAAGCUGUUAAAAAAUUCUUCUUGUUAUUUCUUGGGAGACGCAAAUAACGAUUCGUUACAGAGAAUUUACGGUAUUGCAUUCCCUGAUAAGAAAUUGAUGGACGCUCACUUGAAAUUUUUGACUGAAGCUUCUCAAAGAGACCAUAGAAAAAUUGGUAGAGAACAAGAAUUGUUUUUCUUCAAUGAAAUGUCACCAGGCUCUUGCUUUUGGUUACCUCACGGAACAAGAAUCUACAAUACAUUGGUUGAGUUGCUGAGAAGUCAGUACCAUAAGAGGGGCUACGAGGAAGUCAUCACACCAAAUAUGUAUAAUUCCAAGUUAUGGGAGACAUCUGGUCAUUGGGCUAACUAUCAAGAGAAUAUGUUUACUUUUGAUGUUGAGAAAGAAAGAUUUGGUUUGAAACCAAUGAACUGUCCAGGCCACUGUCUAAUGUUCAAAUCAAGAGAGCGUUCUUAUAGAGAAUUACCGUGGAGAGUUGCCGAUUUUGGUGUUAUCCAUAGAAAUGAAUUUUCGGGUGCAUUAUCUGGUUUAACUCGUGUCAGAAGAUUUCAACAAGAUGAUGCCCAUAUUUUCUGUAGACAAGAUCAAAUCGAAUCCGAAAUUGCAGGUAUCUUUGAUUUCUUGAAGUACAUGUACGGAGUCUUCGGUUUUGAAUUCAAGAUGGAAUUAUCUACAAGACCAGAAAAGUAUGUUGGAGACUUGAAGACUUGGGAUGCAGCCGAAGCAAAGCUAGAAUCAGCUUUGAACAACUGGGGCGGUAAAUGGGAAUUGAACCCAGGUGAUGGUGCUUUCUACGGUCCAAAGAUUGAUAUCAUGAUUUCGGAUGCUUUGAGGAGAUGGCACCAAUGUGCAACUAUUCAGUUAGAUUUCCAAUUGCCAAACAGAUUUGAAUUAUCAUUCAAGUCAAAAGAUAACGACGAGGCCGAAAGUUAUGAAAGACCAGUAAUGAUUCACCGUGCUAUUUUAGGUUCCGUGGAAAGAAUGACAGCUAUUUUAACUGAACAUUUUGCAGGUAAAUGGCCAUUUUGGAUAUCUCCACGUCAAAUCCUUGUCGUUCCCGUUGGUGUUAAAUAUCAAGAUUAUGCACAAUCUACACGUGAUAAGUUGCAUGAGGCAGGAUUUUAUGCCGAUGUGGAUUUGAGUGGUAACACUUUACAAAAGAAGGUUAGAAAUGGUCAAAUGUUAAAAUAUAAUUUCAUCUUCAUUGUGGGUGAACAAGAAAUGAAUGAAAAUUCCGUAAAUAUCAGAAAUAGAGAUGUCAUGGAACAGCAAGGAAAGAAUGCGACAGUAAAUGUUGAUGUCGUUAUAGAACAAUUGAAGGUUUUGAAAGAAACCAAAAGAGGUGAUAAUGUUUUAGCUUAA
Molecule: messenger RNA, 2244 nt
Organism: Zygotorulaspora mrakii
Lineage: Eukaryota; Fungi; Ascomycota; Saccharomycetes; Saccharomycetales; Saccharomycetaceae
Gene: THS1
Product: threonine--tRNA ligase THS1
Exons: 1
Coding region: 1-2244 (747 amino acids)
Biological process (GO): threonyl-tRNA aminoacylation
Cellular component (GO): cytoplasm
Molecular function (GO): ATP binding; threonine-tRNA ligase activity
Source: RefSeq, a predicted model, not a curated record